AUGCCACACAAUGUCUCGUCGCUCAGGAACCGCACGGAGCUGGGGCACGGGCGCGCGUUCGGCGCGGGGACGCGCCCCGCCUGGGCGGUCACGGUGCUCGCCAGCGUGCUCAUCUUCACCACCGUCGUGGACGUGCUGGGCAAUUUCCUGGUCAUCAUCUCGGUGCUCAGGAAUCGCAAACUUAGGAACGCGGGCAACGUGUUCGUGGUGAGCUUGGCGUUCGCCGAUCUGGUGGUGGCGUUCUACCCCUAUCCGCUGGUGCUGUACGCCAUCUUCCACGACGGCUGGUCUCUCGGCGACACGCAGUGCAAAGUGAGCGGCUUCCUCAUGGGCCUCAGCGUCAUCGGCUCCAUCUUCAACAUCACGGGCAUCGCGGUCAACCGCUACUGCUACAUCUGCCACAGCUUCGCCUACGACAAACUCUACAGCUACCGCAACACGCUGCUCUUCGUGGCGCUCAUCUGGCUGCUCACCGUGGUCGCCAUCGUGCCCAACCUCUUUGUGGGCUCGCUACAGUACGACCCACGCAUCUACUCCUGCACGUUCGCGCAGACCGUCAGCAGCUCGUACACCAUCGCCGUCGUGGUCAUCCACUUCAUCGUGCCCAUUACCGUGGUCACCUUCUGCUACCUGCGCAUCUGGAUCCUGGUCAUCCAGGUGCGACGCAAGGUGAAGAGCGAGGUGCGCCCUCGCCUCAAGCCCAGCGACCUGAGGAACUUCAUCACCAUGUUCGUAGUCUUCGUUCUCUUCGCCAUCUGCUGGGGACCGCUCAACUUCAUCGGCCUGGCCGUGGCCAUCGACCCCCAGGUGGUGGCGCCGCGGAUUCCCGAGUGGCUCUUCGUCGUAAGCUACUUCAUGGCCUACUUCAACAGCUGCCUUAACGCCAUCAUCUACGGCCUGCUGAACCAGAACUUCCGCAAGGAGUACAAACGGAUAGUGAUGUCCGUGUGGAUGCCCCGCCUCUUCUUCCAGGAGACGUCCAGAGGAGGGACGGAAGCCAUGAAGAGCAAGCCCUCCCCGGGGCUCAACAACAACGAGCAGGUCAAGGGCGAGACUCUGUGA
This is a messenger RNA of Scleropages formosus (Asian bonytongue), 1062 nucleotides long. RefSeq names its product melatonin receptor type 1Ba (gene mtnr1ba). Lineage: Eukaryota; Metazoa; Chordata; Actinopteri; Osteoglossiformes; Osteoglossidae. The transcript is spliced from 2 exons. Gene Ontology annotation, biological process: G protein-coupled receptor signaling pathway. Bases 1 to 1062 code for a protein of 353 amino acids. The record is from RefSeq and is a predicted model, not a curated record. Gene Ontology annotation, cellular component: plasma membrane. Gene Ontology annotation, molecular function: melatonin receptor activity.